Molecule: messenger RNA, 534 nt
Organism: Microthlaspi erraticum
Lineage: Eukaryota; Viridiplantae; Streptophyta; Magnoliopsida; Brassicales; Brassicaceae
Source: the annotation of a GenBank genome assembly
AUGGAGAAGGAAGACUUGUACGCUGUUAUGGACUUGAACAACGAAUGUACACAAGGAGAUCUCAGACUUUCUUACAAGAAUCUUGUUAUGAAAUGGCAUCCAGAUCGGUUUCGUGAAGAAAUUGAGAAAGACGAAGCCAAUAUGAAGUUUCAAUCCAUUCAACGAGCCUAUUCCGUUUUGUCGAAUUCGAACAAGAGGCUGUUGUAUGACGUCGGUGUGUAUGAUAGUGAUGACGACGAAACUGGAAUGGCUGAUUUCAUAAGUGAGAUGGUGACUCUGAUGGCUCAAACUCAAUCUACGGGGGACGAAACAUUAGAAGAAUUUGAAGAGUUAUUCGAAGCAUUGUUGAAUGAUGAUGUUAAGCAAUUCCAAACUCGUCCAUCUUCGUCUUCGUGUGCGCCAUUUAAUAGCACUUCUACUUCAAUCCAUAGUCCGAACAAAAGUAGCGUUGACAACUAUUGCUGUUCAAGUUCUAGUGAGGUAGGUGGUCCAUCGACGAGAUUCCGGGCUGGCAAUAGAAGAUCUAAGAAGUAG